AUGGCGCGGGAGCUGAGCCAGGAGGCCGUGCUGGACUUCCUCUGGGGGGCCGGGGGCCGAGCCCCCAACACGGCGCUGCUCCGCCACUUUCAGGGCUUCCUCCGCGACCCGGCGCUGACGGAGCAGCAGCGGCGGGAGCGCCGCGAAUACUUCAAGAGCCUCGUCAAUUCCCUGGCCACCGUCCACCCCGCCGCCGCCCCCGGCGCCUCCAAGGACAUCGUCCUCCGCCGCAGGUACCGCGACCUCCUCGAUGAGGAGCUGCCGCCGCCGCCGCCGGAGGAACAGCAGGAGGAGGAAGAGAAGGAGCCGCCGCCGCCGCCCCGACGCGACCCCGACCGGCGGCGCGGCCCCCCAGGGGAGGCGGCGGAGAAGGCGGGGCCCGGCGGGGGCAGCCCCCGAGCCGCCGUCGCGGGGGGCUGCGCCGCCCGGGGCCGCGGCGGACCCUGCUGCGAGUGCCGCCGGGCGCGCCGCGCUGCCGCCGCCGCCCCGCCGGGCCCCAGGGCGCCGCCCCCGCCGGGCCGCCCCGCCGCCGGGCCGCCCCCAUAUCAGACCCUGCAGCCACCCUCUGCCACACCGUCCCGGUCCCGGUCCCCACCGCUGCCGCCGGGGCCCGGCGUGCUGCCUGCCACUGGGUCAGCCCCGUUCGGGUCCCUGCCACCACAACGCCCUAGAGGGCUGCGACCAUCCCGGUCCCCACUGCUGUCGUCGGGCCCCAGGGUGCCAUCCCCCACCGAGCUGCCCCUAUCCCGGUCCCCACAGCCACCCCUCGCUGAGCCACCCCCAUCCCGGUCCCUGCCGUUGCUGUCCGCCCCAGGGGUGCUGCCCCUGUCCCGGUCCCUGCAGGCACUCCCCACCAGCCCCUCCCCAUCCCUUUUAUCAGGCCCAGAUGUGCUACCCUCCACCAGGCUGCCCCCAUCACAGUCCAGGUCCCUGCAGCAACUCCCCACCAGGCCAUCCCCAUCCCCACCAAGGAGAUCCAGGGUGCUGACCCCCAACGGACCAACCCAAUCUCAAGCCCUGCUGCUGCAUCCAUACCAAACCCUGCCACUGCCAUCACGUCCUGGGGUGCUGCCCCCAUCCCAAUCCCCACCACAGUCCCCCCCCCAGCCACCCCCAUCCCAAUCCCUGCAGCUACCCCCUGCCAGGCCGCCCCCGUCACAGUCCUUGCUGCCAGCACAGGGCCCCGCAGGGCCCCAAGACCCCGAGAGCAGCCUCCCAGCACCGCUGCCUGUCUUCAGGAGCAUCAGGUGCCAGCUUGCUUUGUUGGAGGUGCAGGGCAUCCCCCCAUCGCUGCCAGAUGACUGUGGGCGGCAGCCCCGCACCAUGCCCUCCAAGAGCUCCUUUAGGAAUGUCCCAAGCCGGGGGCUGUUGGUGCCACUGGGGCAGCGGGAGCACGCCUGGCUAGUGGCGGUGUCAGCGGGGUGCUGGGCUCGGGUGCGGGGGCUCUUCCUGGAAGAGCCGGAGCUGGCCCUGCAGCGGGACUUCAUGUCAGGCUUCACAGUCCUUCACUGGCUGGCCAAGCACGGUGAUGGGCCAGGCCUGCUGGAGCUGGCAGCAGCGGCACAGCAGGCUGGGCUGGCCCUGGACGUGGACGCCCGCUCGGGCUGCGGGUACACCCCGCUGCACCUGGCUGCCAUACACGGCCACCAGCUCGUCAUCAAGGUGCUGGUGCUGCAGCUGGGGUGCCAAGUGCAGGUGCGGGACAGCAGCGGGCGCCGGCCCUGGGAGUACCUGGGCAGCUCCACCUCGGGGGAGAUCUGGCAGCUCCUGGAGGCACCCCGUGGCACAAUUAUGUUUCCCACGCAGCCCCUGGCCCGCAGCGUGUCCUCCGUCAGCAAGGUCUCGCUGUCUGCUGGCAGGGCAGCGCUGCCUGCCUGCCUCAGGCCGCAGCACGGCCGUACGGCAGCAUCUCACCGAGCCGGCAGCGAGAGUGACUGA
Messenger RNA from Gymnogyps californianus (California condor), 1938 nucleotides. It is a transcript of the gene SOWAHB, whose product is annotated as sosondowah ankyrin repeat domain family member B. Lineage: Eukaryota; Metazoa; Chordata; Aves; Accipitriformes; Cathartidae. The record is from RefSeq and is a predicted model, not a curated record. Gene Ontology annotation, molecular function: protein binding.